AUGCUCCAAGCCGCUGGCUCGAAAGCUGAGAUUCUGACGCCUGGAACGCUAGGCUACGAAGAAAGUAUCAAACGAUGGAGCGACACGUGCGAGAAGAGGGCUGAUGCAACCAUCCACCCCGUCUCCAUCCCAGACAUCCAAACCAUCCUCGCCUUCGCCCGCACCCACUCCACCCCCUUCGUCAUCCGCGGCGGCGGCCACUCCACCUCAGGCGCCUCCGCGACCUCCUCGGGCUUCGUCCUCGACCUCUCCCAACUACGCGCCGUCACCGUCGACCCCGCCGCCCGUACCAUCACCGCCGGCGGCGGCACCACCUGGGCCGACGUCGACGGCGCCGCCGCCGCCUACGGGCUCGCGACCGUCGGCGGCACCUUCAACCACACGGGCGUCGGCGGCUACGGGCACCUCUCAGGCCGGCACGGCCUCACCAUCGACAACCUGCUCGCCGUGCAGAUGGUGCUCGCCGACGGGUCCUACGCGACGGCGUCGGCGCGCGAGAACGCGGACCUGUUCUGGGCGGUGCGGGGCGCGGGGCAGAACUUCGGCGUCGUGACGCAGUUUGUAUUUCGCGCGCAUCCGCAGCCGGGCGCCUGUGUUUGGCGGUAUGCUUCGUUUUCCCCGGGGAGAAGCUGGGCGGGGUGGUGCAGUUUGCGAAUUGGUUCCACGAGGGCAAUGAUGGGGAUCAGCACGCUGUUGUUUGGGUUUUCGGCGCCGCCGCCGCGGGGCGUGCCGGUGGUGGUGGUGGUGGUGGUGGCGGUGUUCUAUAAUGGGACGGAAGAGGCGGGGAGGGAGUUCUUUAAGCCGUUGUUUGAACUAGGCCCGGUGGCGGACAUGACGAGGAGUAUGCCGUAUGAGGAGCUUAAUGGGGUUUUGAACGAGGGGCAGGGGUUUGGUGGGAGGAAGUUGUUUGGGGGUGGGAAUUUCACGCUGCCGCUUGAGCCCGGGUUGGUUGAGAAGAUUAGGGACGACUUUAUGGCGUUUAUUAGUGCUCAUGAGGAUAUGGGGGAGAGUAUAAUGCUCUUCGAGGGGGUGCCGUUCAAGAAGAUCAUUGAGGUGGCGAACGACGCCACCUCGUUUGCGAAUCGGGGGGAGUACUACAACGUCGCGACGUGCUUUAAGUGGUAUGACGAGGCGUUGGACGGGGAGGUGAGGGCAUUUAGCAAGGCGCUGUUGAAGAAGGCGAGCGAGGAUGCGGGGGUGUGGAAGAAGAGGAAGCAGGGCCAGGGAGUGGGGCAAUAUGCGAAUUACGCUGAGUUGGACAACGAUGCAGCGGAGAUGUUUGGGAAGAACACGGCGAGAUUGUUGGAGUUGAAACAGAAGUAUGAUCCGGAGAACAUGUUUAGGAGUCACUGGUUGGUUGCGAAGCCGGCGGAGGUUAUUGUGCAUUAG
Molecule: messenger RNA, 1389 nt
Organism: Mytilinidion resinicola
Lineage: Eukaryota; Fungi; Ascomycota; Dothideomycetes; Mytilinidiales; Mytilinidiaceae
Product: FAD binding oxidoreductase
Exons: 3
Coding region: 1-1389 (462 amino acids)
Molecular function (GO): FAD binding; oxidoreductase activity
Source: RefSeq, a predicted model, not a curated record